GGGGUCACCGUUCCGGGUCGCCCAGAGUUCAGGUUAAACAUGGCUGCCUCCGUCGCGAGGGGAGCCUUGGCUCUGCGUGCGGGUGUUAACCGGCCGGUUGCUUUUGUCAGGAAAAUUCCCUGGACUGCGGCGACGAAUGAGCUGAAAGAAUACUUUGCUCAGUUUGGCCAUGUACGAAAGUGCAUUGUACCUUUUAACAGAGAGACUGGCUUUCAUAGAGGUUUGGGUUGGGUUCAGUUUUCUUCAGAAGAAGAGCUGCAGAAUGCAAUCCAACAUGAAAAUCACAUAAUUGAUGGAGUGAAAGUCCAUGUUCAGGUUCGAAGACCAAAGAAUUUGCAAGGGGAUCAAACAUCUGAUGAAGAGAAAGAUUUCUGAGAUGAUUAUUACCCAUUAAAUAAACACAAAACAUAAUUUUGUCUAAAUGCUUUUAUUUAAAACAAGUAGUUGCAGUAAGCAAGAUCUUACUUUCCC
Molecule: messenger RNA, 471 nt
Organism: Octodon degus (degu)
Lineage: Eukaryota; Metazoa; Chordata; Mammalia; Rodentia; Octodontidae
Gene: Slirp
Product: SRA stem-loop interacting RNA binding protein
Exons: 4
Coding region: 40-375 (111 amino acids)
Biological process (GO): spermatogenesis; positive regulation of mRNA splicing, via spliceosome
Molecular function (GO): poly(G) binding; mRNA 3'-UTR binding; poly(U) RNA binding
Source: RefSeq, a predicted model, not a curated record